ACUGUAGUUUUACACAGUCACGCUUUUAUAUAUAGAAGAAUUAAGCACAGCUUGCACUACUGCAAAAGUGUCCCAAGUUUCAUCAUCAAUGGCAGAAGCUACAAAGAAGUAUGCAGUUGUUACAGGGGCCAAUAAGGGGAUUGGCUUCGAAAUAUGCAGGAAGUUGGCCUCAAAUGGGAUCGUGGUGGUGCUAACUGCUAGAGAUGAGAAAAAAGGCCUUGAAGCAGUUGAAAAGCUGAGAGAGUUUGGGCUAUCUGACCACGUUAUAUAUCAUCAGCUUGAUGUGGCGGAUCCUGCUAGUAUAGCUUCCUUUGCAGAUUUCAUUAAAACCAAAUAUGGGAAGCUCGAUAUAUUGGUCAACAACGCUGGGAUCUAUGGAACUAUAUUAGAUGGAGAUGCUUUAGCCACUUCAGGUCUUGGUAAGGAAGGUGCCAAUGUGGAUUGGAGUAAAAUAGUGACCGACACUUACGAGUUAGCUGAAGAGUGCCUGAAAACAAACUACUAUGGCGCCAAAGGAAUGAUUGAAGCACUUCUUCCAAUCCUCCAGUUGUCCAAUUCACCAAGGAUUGUUAAUGUUUCCUCUUCCUUUGGGCACUUAAAGGAAAUACCAAGUGAAUGGGCUAAAGAAGUGUUAGGUAAUGCUGAAAGCCUAACAAAAGAAAGAGUAGAUGAGGUAUUGAAUGAAUAUCUAAAAGAUUUUAAAGAGGGUUCCUUGGAAACCAAAGGCUGGCCAAGAUAUUCGUCUGCCUAUGUGCUUUCAAAAGCAACUCUCAAUGCCUACACAAGGAUUGUGGCUAAAAAGUUCCCGUCUUUCCGAGUCAAUUGCAUCUGCCCUGGCUAUGUCAAGUCAGAUUUUAACCACAACACUGGCUACUUGACAACUGAUGAAGGUGCUGAAAGUGUUGUAAAGUUAGCGCUCCUGCCCAACGAUGGUCCUUCUGGCCUCUUCUUUUCUCGGAAUGAAGUGACAACUUUUGAUUGAGAUUAUUCAUUUCUACCGCUUCUCAAAGAUAUAAAUACUAAUAAGUUUGUACUUUUCCUGGAAUUAUUUACUUUUUGUAUUUUGAAUCUCAAUUUGAUCGGCUAUUUGAAAACCAA
Messenger RNA from Quercus lobata, 1098 nucleotides. Its product is annotated as (+)-neomenthol dehydrogenase-like. The transcript is spliced from 5 exons. NCBI's taxonomy places the organism in Eukaryota, Viridiplantae, Streptophyta, Magnoliopsida, Fagales, Fagaceae. Bases 89 to 982 code for a protein of 297 amino acids. The record is from RefSeq and is a predicted model, not a curated record. Gene Ontology annotation, molecular function: oxidoreductase activity, acting on the CH-OH group of donors, NAD or NADP as acceptor. Gene Ontology annotation, cellular component: membrane.